UCACUUCUUGCGACCGCCGCCGCCAUCGUCAGCGUCGACGGGAGCGUCGGGCGCCACGGCUUGUGUCACCGCCUUGGGGGCGGACUCUCGCUGUCUCGAUUCUCCGGCAUUGGUUGCGCGCGGAGCGCGCGAAUUUCGCUUUUCAUCUCACUUUGACCGCUUUCCCUCCUACUUUCUGUCGUCCUUGCUCUCCUUGCAUCAUACCAUCAUUGUCUAUCCGACCAUCACCACAUAUGGUGCCUGCAUAAUGCAUUGCUCAUCUAUUGGCUAUUGUACAGCCCAAGCGCCACCUAUCAUCCAUUGCGCCAUCAUAGCAUCGACUGCUGAGAUAUCAACCGAUCUUGUAGCAUGCCUGGAGGAACAACAUAAAUAUAACCUUAUGCUUCGUGCAUCUCCGCGCGCUCGAAAUCAAGUUACAAUACCCCCCUCUCGCGCUGGUUGAACCACCCGUGUCUAACACGGGUUGCGUUAUUAGUAAUAUAGCCCGGAAAGCCGGUCGGAGUUUGGAGUUCAUCUCUUAAUCUUCAACCACAACCUCUUGUCGUCGUUGUCGCCUACGACCGCUGCCGCCGCCGUUGUCGUCAGCGUUGACGGAAGCGUUGGGCACUCAGCUCGUGUCAUCACUCUCCUCCUUUGGCAGCUUCAAGGCUUCGCUGUCCGUACUCCUUCUCGAUGCGCGCGGAGUGCACCUCCUUUCGGGCGGCUUCCUAUCUCGUUCUCUAUAAUCGCUUCUCCAUCCUGCACUACAUAGGCAGUGCUCUCUUUUUCCAUGGCCUCAGCAUUUCUGCCAUACGUUGUACUGUAGCAUCGACUCUCCCCUAGGACCUGAUCUGGUAGUACAACGAUAGGCAUGUUAGUGACAAUAUAAUAUAGGCAGAUGACACAAGCACUUGAUGUGUAUCACAUAUAGGGCCCGAAAUGCUUCAUGCGUGCCACGAUCAGUAUAUAUUGCUGUGCAUUCAGCUCCUUGUCCCCCCUCCCUUUCGCUUUUCCACGCUGCCAGUCCACUCCGAUGACCUCUCAAUCGAAGCACCAUCAGCGAAAGGCGAGCACUGUGAAAAUCAGGACAUUGGAGCUAUCAGAAGUAGAUGUGCCCCAACCUACUCAGAGUCGUCUUACUCGAUACCCUGCAGCGCCGGAUCAUCUAGAACUAACUGCCUCACAACCUCGUCGCACUAGCAGUCGUGUUAUCCAAUAUGGUGCUGACAGU
Molecule: messenger RNA, 1210 nt
Organism: Heterobasidion irregulare TC 32-1
Lineage: Eukaryota; Fungi; Basidiomycota; Agaricomycetes; Russulales; Bondarzewiaceae
Exons: 5
Source: RefSeq, a predicted model, not a curated record